GUUUUACAAUGUGUUACUCAACACUAUCAAAUGCCGGCAUCAAAAUGUAUAAAACAAAGUCGAGUUUAAAAUAUAAAAUUACAUCAAAUCUGGACAAAUUGGAUUCCACAAGUAAUGCGCCAUUACAAGAUAGAACCGAAGAAACCCAAGGACUUCAACAAGAGGAGAGUGGAUACCAGAAUAAACUAGAGUCAAGCGAACACCGACGUCGUAUUAAGAAUCGACGAAGACGCGACCGGCAAAAAAAACAAAAAUUAAAAAAAUUAACAGCAGCAACAACUUUGGUAGUUGAACCAAAGUCGGAACUAGACGAGCCAUCGAUAUUGGUGCCCUCCCAACAACAACACGUUCGACUCAACAAGUGCUACGAUGCCACAAAAGUGUUGCACAUCUUUGAGCUACUGGAGCGGCUUUAUGUGGCUCGGGGCGGAAGCCAAAAUGUCAUUAAAUCUAAAGUAAGCCAUAUGCGAAGGGCAUGGAGGCGCGUGCUAUUGGAAAAUGAGAGUGAUUCAUCAGCUAUUGUCUCAGCAGCGCAGAAUCUUGAAUCGCAGUGGGAGGCCGUCAUCUUUGGAGGUAGUCGAUUGCCACUACGGUUGGCUUACAAAAAACAAAAUGGAAGCGAGCUACUACGAAAACGAUUUAUUUGGGAUUCUUACAUAAGCACUGGGGAGCAAGGCAGCUCCAUUCCAGUUGGAUGGGUGAUUCCCCCGCUAAGCCCGGCACAGCAGUGGGCACAGUUUAGGCGUGAAUAAUCAGUAGUUUUACACCAAAUACGGAAUUUUUUUAUUCUUUCAAAGAAUCUGUUUUCUUAACUAAGGAGCAUUACACAAAAAUGCCGAUUCUGCA
Messenger RNA from Scaptodrosophila lebanonensis, 846 nucleotides. RefSeq lists its product as uncharacterized. NCBI's taxonomy places the organism in Eukaryota, Metazoa, Arthropoda, Insecta, Diptera, Drosophilidae. The record is from RefSeq and is a predicted model, not a curated record. Bases 9 to 752 code for a protein of 247 amino acids. The transcript is spliced from 2 exons.